Messenger RNA from Symbiodinium sp. CCMP2456, 1230 nucleotides. Lineage: Eukaryota; Dinophyceae; Suessiales; Symbiodiniaceae. The record is from the annotation of a GenBank genome assembly.
AUCCUGGGAAUCAUGCCCUCCACCGCCACCAACGUUGCCAUGGCUGGCGUCGGUGCCUUCGCGGCAGCGGGUGCCUUGAGCGGUGCCUUCGUGGCGCCUGCUGGCCAGGUUCAGCACAGCGAGCCGCAGAUGCAGAGGACCAACCUCCGUGCCGCUGGCUAUGGCUCCUCUCAGGCUGCCGGUGUUGGUGCUAUGGCCGGCCUCGGUGCCCGAGCCAGCAAGGGACGCACCUCCAUGCAGGCCGUGGGCGUUGGCAUCAAUGGCUUCGGCCGCAUCGGCAGGCAGGUGGCCCGCAUCGCCAUGAAGGAUCCGGAGACCGAGCUGAAGUUGAUUAAUGCCAGUUACGAUGCCGAUUACUUGGCUUACAUGAUGAAGUACGAUACGAUCCACGGGAAAUACGAUGGAACCGUGGAGGUUGAUGGCGACUCCCUGGUCAUUGACGGCCAGAAGGUGGCCUUGUCCCACACCCGUGAUCCGGCUGAGAUCCCCUUCGGCGAGCAUGGUGCUGAGUACGUUUGCGAGUCCACCGGCGUGUUCCUGACCACCGAGAAGGUGCAGCCCCACUUGAAGGCCGGUGCCAAGAAGGUGAUCUUCUCCGCUCCCGCAAAGGAUGACUCCCACACCAUCGUCAUGGGUGUGAACGAGGACACCUAUGAACCCAGCAUGGAGGCCGUGUCCUGCGCCUCUUGCACUACCAACGGCCUGGCCCCAGCCGUCCGUGUCCUGCAGGAGAAGUUCGGCAUCAAGCGCGGCCUGAUGACCACCUGCCAUGCCAUGACCGCUUCCCAGCCCACCGUGGAUGGCACCUCCAAGAAGGACUGGCGCGGCGGCCGUGCAGGCCCUGGCAACAUCAUUCCGAGCUCCACCGGCGCUGCCAAGGCAGUGGCGAAGGUCAUUCCUGAUGUGAAGGGCAAGCUGACCGGCAUGGCCUUGCGCGUGCCGACCAUCGAUGUUUCCGUGGUCGACCUCACCGUGGAAUUGGAGAAGGAGACCACCUACGAGGAGAUCUGCGCCGAGAUGAAGAAGCGGUCUGAGGGAGACAUGAAGGGUUACCUUGGGUACACGGACGAGGCCCUUGUGUCCACGGACUUUGAGACCAACCCUAUCUCUUGCACUUUCGACUCCAAGGCUGGAAUCAUGCUGGACCCCACCUUCGUCAAGGAGUGGGGCUACAGCUGCCGAGUUGUCGACUUGAUCAAGCACAUGGCGAAGGAGGAUGCCAAGGCAUAA